Molecule: messenger RNA, 487 nt
Organism: Pistacia vera
Lineage: Eukaryota; Viridiplantae; Streptophyta; Magnoliopsida; Sapindales; Anacardiaceae
Exons: 2
Coding region: 4-357 (117 amino acids)
Source: RefSeq, a predicted model, not a curated record
CAGAUGGAUGAAGCAGUCAGCAUGCUUAAAGAAUUGAAGCAACUUUAUGCUGGAUUAGAUGAAAGUGGUCAGCAAGUGAAGAACAACAUUUCAACAAUUAGAGAAGUUUGCAAGAGGUUGCAGUCAACAAGGCAAACAGUGGAGCCUCACUUGAAUCAGCUAUUCUUGCAGCAGAGUAGGAGUGUUAAAGGCAAGGCAACAGAGACGGGCGUGGGCAUGGGCGAGGGUGUGGCAUCAGAAGGAAAAUGUGAUGAGGGAAACAUUGACAGUAAGAUGGAGGGUUUGGCAGUUCCUAUAGCUUCUGGUUCCCAAUCCCAAACCCAAGCCAAUUGUCAGGAUCAGGAAAUUGAAAACUAGGGGAUGGGAAAAAGAACGCCUAAGAAAAAGAAAGGGGAAACAUUAGUAACCAAAUCUCAGAAUUCCUAUUUCUGAAAUUGAUUACCAUCUACUACAUGUUGUAGUGUCAAAUUGAAAUGGCUAAGUUUGU